AUGUCUUCAGAAUACGAUCGUCGAGCCGCUGUUGUAGAGACUUUGAUGCCGGCCACAAAGCCAAUUUCCCAUCAUUCCUUUAUCUUCAUCCUCACUGUAUCUAUUACACCUCUUUCCAUAUCUCAUCCCACCCCCUCUCUCUCCUUUACUUUCUAUAUUACAUUCACGUACUGUUCUUUUCUCCAAUCUUGUCUCUUUACUUUUCUCUCUCUUCAUCUCUCGAUCUCUAUUCCCUAUUCUUCUAUCGUCGUCACUCCCAGUUCAUUCUUGUCUCCAACUCGCUUUCUUUCUUUCUUUCUUUCUUUCUUUCUUUCUUUCUUUCUUUCUUUCUUUGACUCAUUUCUACAUGUUCCUUUUUCUCCCUUCAUUCAUCUCCUCCCUUCCCCUUCUUUUCUCCUCUCACUCAUUUCCCCUCUCACUCUGUAUUUUGCAUACUUCCGUCACGCCAAUCCCAGCCCAUUAUUCUCUCACUCUUUCUUUUUUUUUUUUUUCCUUUUCCUCUUAUCUUUCCUUUCCAUCGCUUACUCUCUGUUCCCUCCCCGCGUUACAUUCUCCAUAUUUCUCUCACUGUCCCUUCUAUUCCCCUCUCAUUCUCUCUCUCUCUCUCUCAUUCUCACUCACGCCAGGCUCCUUGCCACGGGCCUUCUUUCUUUCUUUUCUUUUUCUUUCUUUCAGAAAUAUUUAUAUAACGCUUUCUUUCUUUCUUUUUUCUUUCUUUUUCUUUCUUUCUUUCUUUCUUUGCAUUCGCCUUCUUUCUUUCUUCCUUUCUUUUUUUCUGAAAUAUUUGUUAACGCUUUCUUUUUUCUUUCUUUGCAUAACGUCUUCUUUCUUUCUUUCUUUCUUUCUUUCUUUCUUUCUUUCUUUCUUUACAUAACGCCUUUUUCUUUCUUUUUUCUUUCUCUUUCUUUUUUGAAUAACGCCUUUUGUUUCUUUCUUUCUUUCUUUGCAUUCGCCUUCUUUCUUUCUUUCUUUUAUCUUUUUUUGCAUAACGUCUUCUUUCUUUCUUUCUUUCUUUCUUUCUUUCUUUCUGUCUGUCUGUCUUUACAUAACGCCUUUUUCUUUCUUUUUUCUUUCUUUCUCUUUGUCUUUCUUUUUUUACAUAACGCCUUUUCUUUCUUUCUUUGUAUUCGCUUUCUUUCUUUCUGUCUGUCUUUACAUAACGCCUUUUUCUUUCUUUUUUCUUUCUUUCUCUUUCUUUUUUGCAUAACGCCUUUUCUUUCUUUCUUUCUUUCUUUCUUUCUUUCUUUCUUUCUGAAAUAUUUGUUAAUGCUUUCUUUUUUCUUUUUUUUGCAUAACGUCUUCUUUCUUUCUUUCUGUCUGUCUUUACAUAACGCCUUUUUCUUUCUUUUUUCUUUCUUUCUCUUUCUUUUUUGCAUAACGCCUUUUCUUUCUUUCUUUCUUUCUUUCAUUCUUUCUUUCUUUCUUUCUUUCUGA
This is a messenger RNA of Acanthosepion pharaonis, 1434 nucleotides long. NCBI's taxonomy places the organism in Eukaryota, Metazoa, Mollusca, Cephalopoda, Sepiida, Sepiidae. The record is from the annotation of a GenBank genome assembly.